Molecule: messenger RNA, 2336 nt
Organism: Ailuropoda melanoleuca (giant panda)
Lineage: Eukaryota; Metazoa; Chordata; Mammalia; Carnivora; Ursidae
Gene: SLC16A10
Product: solute carrier family 16 member 10
Exons: 6
Coding region: 1-1551 (516 amino acids)
Biological process (GO): transmembrane transport
Cellular component (GO): basolateral plasma membrane
Molecular function (GO): transmembrane transporter activity
Source: RefSeq, a predicted model, not a curated record
AUGGUGCCCUUCCCCGAGGAGCCCGCCGCCGCGCGGGGGACGAGCGAGGCGCAGCCACCAGGUCCCGCGCCCACCGUGGGGCCCGCCCCGCUGCCCGGCCCGGGACUAUCGGACGGCCCCGAGGCGUCCGUCGAGAAGGUGGAGGUAGAGCUGGCCGGGCCGGCGAGCGCUGAGCCCCCGCAGCCUCCCGAGGGCGGCUGGGGCUGGCUGGUGAUGCUUGCCGCCAUGUGGUGCAACGGGUCGGUGUUCGGCAUCCAGAACGCCUGCGGGGUGCUCUUCGUGGCCAUGCUGAAGACCUUCGGGUCCAAGGACGAUGACAAGAUGGUCUUCAAGACAGCAUGGGUAAGUUCUCUGUCCAUGGGGAUGAUUUUCUUUUGCUGCCCAAUAGCCAGUGUCUUCACAGACAUGUUUGGUUGUCGGAAGACAGCUGUUGUGGGUGCUGCUGUUGGAUUCAUUGGACUCAUGUCCAGUUCUUUUGUAAGUUCCAUCGAGCCUCUGUACCUUACCUAUGGAGUCAUAUUUGCCUGUGGCUGCUCCUUUGCCUACCAGCCUUCAUUGGUCAUUUUGGGACACUAUUUCAAGAAGCGCCUUGGACUGGUGAAUGGCAUUGUCACCGCCGGCAGCAGCAUCUUCACAAUUUUGCUGCCUUUCCUCUUAAGGGUUCUGACUGACAGCGUGGGCCUCUUCUACACACUGAGGGUCCUCUGCGUCUUCGUGUUUGUUCUCUUUCUGGCUAGCUUUACUUACCGACCUCUUGUUCCAAAUGCCAAAGAUAAAGAGAGUGGAACCAAAGGAGGCAACCGAUUCUCCCUCUUUUCCAGGAGGAAGUUUAGUCCUCCAACAAAAAUUUUCAAUUUUGCCAUCUUCAAGGUGACAGCUUAUGCGGUCUGGGCAGUUGGAAUACCACUUGCACUUUUUGGAUACUUUGUGCCUUAUGUUCACUUGAUGAAACACGUGAAUGAAAGAUUUCAAGAUGGAAAAAACAAAGAGGUGGUUCUCAUGUGCAUUGGCAUCACUUCCGGGGUUGGACGGCUGCUCUUCGGCCGGAUUGCAGAUUAUGUGCCUGGUGUGAAGAAGGUUUAUCUUCAGGUACUUUCCUUUCUCUUCAUUGGUCUGAUGUCCAUGAUGAUUCCCCUGUGUAGGGUCUUUGGGGCCCUCAUUGCUGUCUGUCUCAUCAUGGGUCUCUUCGAUGGAUGCUUUAUUUCCAUUAUGGCCCCCAUUGCCUUUGAGUUAGUUGGUGCCCAGGAUGUUUCUCAAGCAAUUGGAUUUCUACUUGGAUUCAUGUCUAUACCCAUGACUGUGGGCCCACCUAUUGCAGGAUUACUUCGUGACAAGCUAGGCUCCUAUGAUGUGGCAUUCUACCUCGCUGGAAUCCCUCCCCUUAUUGGAGGUGCUGUCCUUUGUUUUAUCCCCUGGAUCCACAGUAAGAAGCAAAGAGAGAUUGAUAAAACCACUGGAGGAGAAAAGAUGGAGAAAAUGUUGGAUAAUCAGAACUCUCUGCCGUCGAGCUCACCUGGAAUCUUUAAGAAAGAAUCUGACUCUGUUAUUUAAUGUCUUAUAUACCUCCACCAGACUGAACUUGCUUUCAGAAGUUUAAGCAAGUUUUCCUUUUAUAUAAAUUGCAAAUUUCUUAUUUUUUUAAUUACACCCUAAGAAUAGCACAAUAAUUGGGAACUAGAACCUUAUUACUACAAGAACCAUUUUCUGCCACUGAAUAGCUAGCUGUCUGAUAUUUCCAUGAGUGUGGGGGCAGAGACUCUGGUAUAUGAAAACUUACGGCGGGAAGUCAAAUAUUGUGAGCAUUGACACUAUCUCAGUAAAAAGCAACUCUAGAAACUGUGAAGGCUAAUAAGCUUGUACAAAUAUUUAAAAAUACCUCAAGCUAUAAUGAAAGGGUUGCAGUUUGGUUAGGACUGGAAAUACUGUUUGUUGUCUCAUGUGAUGUUUUUAAUUUUGGUAUUUCUGUUUUAAUUUCUUCUGCUAUUUGGAAACUUUUUACAAGAUUUAAGCCUGGAUUCUAGAUAAUGUCAGAUCUACCUAAACCUCAAGUCUGUGUUAAAGCUGCUUGCCUGCUGUUACACAAGAUCUGAAAUUAAGUGAUUCUGUCUUGCUCCGGUGUCGGGGCGCUUCUGGGAGCAGAUGGUAGCACCGUGUUCAGAUGCAGUGCAUGACACGGGAGGGGUCCUGGUCAUAAGGGCGGAGCAAUUCAGGAGGUGGCAUUUCUUCCAUUCACCUUUGUUCCCUUUCGCUUUGCAGUGUGUUUUACUCAAGUAGCCAGAACCCCCCCAAAUUUCUGAACUUGUUUAAAGUGAAACAAUAAAGUGAAAUAGAAUGAA